Molecule: messenger RNA, 1527 nt
Organism: Mya arenaria
Lineage: Eukaryota; Metazoa; Mollusca; Bivalvia; Myida; Myidae
Product: perlucin-like protein
Exons: 4
Coding region: 40-477 (145 amino acids)
Source: RefSeq, a predicted model, not a curated record
CAUUCAGUCUGUGGAUUUACUUUGACUCGAGAAGACAAAAUGAAGUUGGCGGUGACUCUUGCCUUUUGUUUUAUUGUGAAAGUUGCCAUUGGCAACACCGUUCUUCAAAGUUCAUGCCAAUUGGACCUGGAAACAACUGUGUCAAAGAGUUUGGAACUAUUGAAAAACGCCCUUGGAAGAGGUGAAUGUCCUGUUUCCUGUCCGGACGGCUGGAUUAAAUACCAGGGAUCGUGUUAUCUGUUCGGAAACACUGCGGGUAAUUUCGCACAGUCAGAGGAAUUUUGUGCUGAGAAUGGAGGAUACCUUGUCCACAUCAAUAACUCAAGCGAGAACGACUUCCUUAAAGACUCUGCCCGAGAAAGAUCAAGUCGAGACUACUGGAUUGGUCUGACGGACAGGGAGACAGAGGGCGUGUUUACAUGGCUGGACGAUGGCUCACAGCUGGACGGCUUCACAGGUAGUAGCAUUUACUUUUGAGAGUAUAUAAUUAAGGAUACUUCUAACAAAAGUCCGUUGUCAUGCAUAUACAUGAAACGACAAAAAUAGGCACAGUCGCAAACACAAGGAGUCGAAACUAACAAGACACAUAUAGUGUACAUUGGAUCACGUUUAAAUCAUGACGAAUAUAUUUAAACUUUGAAAACACGAAUGUUUGUUAAAAUUUACCAGUACGAAAUUAUGGCUUUACAUUCGCCUCUGAUGCAAAUCAUCGACCUAGAAAGGUUUCUUAAUAUAUUUUUGUUUUGAAGAUUGGCCAACAAGUCAACCAGACGAUUAUCGUUCCAAUGAGGAUUGUGCAAUUAUACAUUCAGCGUAUGAUUUCAAAUGGAACGACGGUGUCUGCAAUAGUAAUUCACCCUAUCCACUGUGUGAACGAAUGAAUUAGUCCGCAUCUUCUAGAUGGGUGUUUGCGUGAAUAAUGAAAUGACAUAAUAGUAGACGGUCCAUAUAGUUUACGCUUAAAACAUCAAGUAAUCAUUUUCCUAUUUAGACAAAAAAGUAAGGUCCUAGCGAAUCUAUUCACGCCAUAAAUUAUAAAUUGGCACUGAAUAUACUUUGUUUCAAACGAUAUGCCUAUAUUAUCCAAAUAUUCACUUCAUACCUAUUAAAUUAGACUACAUGCGUGUAUUAAUGAACGUAUUUAAAGUUUCAAAGUUGAUAGCUUUAAUGCAACGUCGACACAAUAAACUAUGUCAUUAAUUAUUGAGGAAUUUAACUUCUUAGAUAUUUUUGCAACUCAGCACUCAUUAGAAUCACUUUUAUUAAUAACAUAAUUAUAUUUAUGUAAAACCAAUUAAUGCUUGUUACCUUAUAUCCGUAGCAUUACAUCCCGUUUUAGUACAAAGUUAUACUGGUUAUGCUUGAGUGUGUUGCAAUAACGUUUUGAAUAUAACAUAGUAACAAAAUGAAUACUUUUCUGGUUCUUAUUAAUCAUCUUAUUAUUUUGCACUGUUACACUAACACUGUUUAUUAUCUUUUAACAUACCCAAACAUGUAAAUUACCAAAAUAAAAAUUCAAAAAAUUGU